AAUAGAAUUUACAUUAAAAAUAGAACCGUGCAUCUUUUUAUAGGCAUAAGGAUAUGUUUAUCAAAUUCAGAUCAUACUAGUUCUUUAUUAAUUAGUUAAUAUCUGUAUCAUAUUCGAAAAUUGUAGAGGCGGUUAAAUGGACGGCUGGACAAGUUAAAAUUAGCUUGUUGUCAACAGAGUGGAAUUUCUUAUCGCAUUUUUCACAUCUAAAUCAUUGCUCGGUUUUAGGGUUUUAGUAUGGUUGUGACUUUCUAUAAAGUAUUUCAAUUUUUAUUUUGCUUGGAUGUCGUAUAUACUCAGCAACAGUGUGUGGGGGAUAACGGCGUUGAGUGUUGUGAAGGAUAUAUGUGGAAUAAUAAUAUAAAACAAUGUAUCAAGUGCCUAAUUGGUUACCUUGGGACAGCUUGUGAUUUUAAAUGUCCAUAUCCUUCAUUUGGCGACAGCUGCCAAGAAAGAUGCUCCUGCAACAAAACACUCUGUCACUUUGCUUUAGGAUGUACAUUAGAUGCAUCAAGUAGAGAAAAUGUUGAAAAUCAUACAUUAAUCCAUCAAAUAUUGACGACAUUAAAACCUUUAACAAAUUAUUCUACGAUGUAUAACGUUGCAAGGGACAAAGACGAAAAAUAUCUGGACAAAUCAACGAAAGAACUACUAUUUGUUUUAGUGUGUGUUAACUCAGUAGUAGUGCUAGCUGCUGUUAUUUACAUCUUUAAAUGCAUUGUAAAAAGAGCCCAGACAACGAGAGGUAGUCAUCAUGCAUCAAAUUCCUUAAAAGAUAGUGGACAUGAUUACGAGACAGCAGAAGAUACAGAAAGAAACGUAGCUUAUAACUUUAUUCCUGAUCAACAAUACAGUACUGUUACAGUAAACAUCAGCUCUCCUGAUCAGGUACAGGGGGAUCAGGGUUCUCCUGAGAAAAGGAGAAUCGAAGAAAAUAUAUCAGUGUUGAACUCUCAGGAAACAGGUGGUUACCUUAUACCUUCUUCAAUAUCGUUGGCAUGA
Molecule: messenger RNA, 1002 nt
Organism: Saccostrea cuccullata (small rock oyster)
Lineage: Eukaryota; Metazoa; Mollusca; Bivalvia; Ostreida; Ostreidae
Product: multiple epidermal growth factor-like domains protein 10
Exons: 4
Coding region: 238-1002 (254 amino acids)
Source: RefSeq, a predicted model, not a curated record